Messenger RNA from Ruditapes philippinarum (Manila clam), 1602 nucleotides. RefSeq lists its product as uncharacterized. The transcript has a single exon. Lineage: Eukaryota; Metazoa; Mollusca; Bivalvia; Venerida; Veneridae. Bases 1 to 1602 code for a protein of 533 amino acids. Gene Ontology annotation, molecular function: ATP-dependent protein folding chaperone; ATP binding. The record is from RefSeq and is a predicted model, not a curated record.
AUGGGUAAAAGAUAUUCUAAACUAGUUUUAGCCAUUGAAGUAGGAAAUUAUAAAUCUGGAUUUGCAUUCGGUGAAGGAGACAGAAAAAAUUCUAAAAUCUACACUGCUAUAGAUGAUACUAAUCGUCAAAUUGGCCGGAUUCCUACUGCUUUAUUAUUAAAAGAAGAUUUGUCUUUAGAUAACUUUGGAUUUUAUGCGGAAGAAAAAUAUAUAUCCCUUUCCCUAAAAAAUGAACAUUCGAACUACAGGUUCGUCAAUAAUAUAGACAUAUGUCAAAGUGAUGAUAAGUUAUGUAUAAAGGAUUGCAGAGGAAACGAACUGGAAGCUGUACAUAUAUAUUUGACAAUUAUUAACUAUUUGCUUCAAAUGUGCUUAAAGCAAACGAAACGCUAUGAAAAGUUUGAGAAUUUAGAAAAAUCUUUAAUAGUUACUCUACCAGAUUUUGUAAGUAAAGAACUAAAGGAUUCUCUUAAAAGACUGAUUAAAGACGUGAAAACUGUUCGCUUUGUCAGCACUUCAGAGGCAGCAGCAGCAUACUGUAUAAGUCAGCAACUUAUCCUUGACGGAGAAACAAAUACUAAAAAGAUGCAAAAUGGCACCAGUUUUAUUGUUGUCAAUUUUGGCAGGAGAUUAACAUCGGUUUGCUUACACAGAAUGAUAUCCGAUGACGAUUAUAAACUGUUGCAAGAGUUCAAAAUCGGAACUGGCGGUGAUUCUAUUACUGACAUUUUCUUUGAAGAUAUCAUAAAAAAAUAUGGAAUUGGCCAUUUUUGGAAUAUAUUAGGUGAUCACUUUUGUGGCUAUAUGGAUUUACGGCGAGGUUUUGAUAACGAGAAACACAAAUUUAACAAUUCAACUGAAUGUGUGCUUAUAGAAAUGCCAACCUCAAUCAUAAUGAAACAAAAUGACAAUCAUUCAGAUAAAUCUAUUGUUUUUAAAGAUAACAAAGUCAUCAUAUCACAGAAACUUAUGAAAGACUAUUUUCAAAGGUCAUUGUCCAGUUUGAUUUCUACAAUUCAAGAAAUAGUUAAGGGCAGAGAAAAUAUUAAAUGCGUUCUUCUUCUCGGUGGAUAUUCGAAAUCGCCUAUUGUGAGAGAAAUCAUUGAAGAAGUUGUGAGACCAAAACAAAGUAUUCUUGUAUAUGAACCGGACAAAGGAGUUCUUAACGGAGCCGUGAUGCUAGGAUUUCAAGGCAACAGAGAAGUGGAAGAAAUAUACGGAAUCAUUUGUCUCCGUAAACAAAUGAAAAGGUUUUCUUCUAUUAAAAUUGAAUAUGAAGGACACAAGGCAUACUUCUUACAGAUGGUUCGAAGUUCAGAGCUGAAAGAUAGGAAAUCAAUAACUUGUGAAUUAGAGUUUGAGGAAGACGAAAAGAACCAACCGAUCGUUCUUUAUCGAAUAGAUUCAGCCAAAAUAGCAACAAAACAACCGCUUACGGAAAAAGAUUUUGAAAAGGUUACUCCUGCAAUGCAACCAAGAAAUUGUAUUUUGAAUGACAAAGAGAAAGCAGAAAUUUCAAUGACAGAAAAUGGUGUUAUUUUUUCUUUAGAAAUGCAGAUACAACCAAAUGUAAAAGGUUCUGAAAAUAAAUUUAUAGGAUAA